Molecule: messenger RNA, 783 nt
Organism: Hemisphaericaspora subhashii
Lineage: Eukaryota; Fungi; Ascomycota; Pichiomycetes; Serinales; Debaryomycetaceae
Gene: RFA2
Product: Rfa2p
Exons: 1
Coding region: 1-783 (260 amino acids)
Biological process (GO): double-strand break repair via homologous recombination; DNA replication; nucleotide-excision repair
Cellular component (GO): DNA replication factor A complex; chromosome, telomeric region; nucleus
Molecular function (GO): DNA binding
Source: RefSeq, a predicted model, not a curated record
AUGUCAGACUAUAAUUAUGGUAACUAUGGAGAUGGUGGUUUCAACACAGGCACUCACUCUGCAGGUGGUGGAGGUGGAUUCUCUGCUGAUAAUAGUAGUUCUCAAAAACAACAAUUAAGAACAAGUUUAACUCCAGUAACAGUUAAACAAAUUAAUGAGGCAACUCAACCUAUACCAGAUGGUGAAUUCAAAAUACAUAAUGUAGAAUUAAACAUGGUUUCAUUUGUGGGUGUAGUAAGAAAAGUAGAUGUUCAUGCUUCUGCUGUGGUCAUUACUGUUGAAGAUGGUACUGGGUCUAUUGAAGUACGUAAAUGGAUUGAUGAAGGUUUAACUAAUGUUAAUCAAGAACAAGAAAAAUUCCAACAACAAUUAGAUAAAUAUGUGUUUGUUGGUGGAGCAUUAAAAGAAUUCAAUAGUAAAAAGAACAUCCAAAAUGCUCAUGUUUAUCCAAUUACCGAUUCCAAUCAAAUCUUAUAUCAUCAUCUUAGUGCAAUUGAACUCCAUUUGAAAUCUCAAGGAGUACCAAGUUCUAAAGCUAAUAAUAGCAAUAGCUUAUUCGUUAGUAACCCAAAUGAAAACCAAGCUCCAUCUGGAUCGUUGUCCGAUCAAAUAUUGGUAGUAUUAAGAUCUCAAAUUCAAACUAUGCCUGAAGGAGUUCCAGUUUCAUAUGUUGCUCAAAAGUUAAAUAUUGCUUACGAAGUUGCAAUGAACCAUUGUCAAACAUUAGCUGAUGAUGGGAAGAUUUAUGCUGGUUAUGAUGAAACUACUUUUCUUUGUAUUUAG